Molecule: messenger RNA, 3300 nt
Organism: Lobosporangium transversale
Lineage: Eukaryota; Fungi; Mortierellomycota; Mortierellomycetes; Mortierellales; Mortierellaceae
Exons: 6
Coding region: 71-3265 (1064 amino acids)
Biological process (GO): protein deubiquitination
Cellular component (GO): nucleus; cytosol
Molecular function (GO): cysteine-type endopeptidase activity; cysteine-type deubiquitinase activity; zinc ion binding
Source: RefSeq, a predicted model, not a curated record
AUUCUCUAAAUUUGCAUCUAUCCCAUUUCAUUCCUCCUUCCUUGAGUAAAAAGAAAAAGGCUCUAUUACAAUGGGCAAAAAGAAAAAAAGUGCACGACGUGUCAGUCAAAGUGAAUUUGAAGCAGGUGACGCUCUACUGCCAGAAAUUUUCGCUGAAUCAGGGAUAAAGAAAAAACAGGAUUCCAACAGUGCCAGUACAACUGCGCUUUCAGCCUCUAAUGCAGGUCAAAUGAGCGAAAGGAUUGCAGGAGCGCUCGUGUCAGCACCAACAACUGUAUCAGAAUUGGUAGAAUCGAAUACGGCAUCAACGUCAGAAGAGACUGUUGCACAGGACUUAGCAGGACUAUCACAACAUGAAUCCUCUGAACACUCCAAAUCAGCAGGCAAGGAUGGUAAAUGUCAGCAUGUCAAGGAUGCAGUCAAGCUUUCUAGUCUGCGUAAGGAAAUUAAAAAACAAAAGGAUUGGAACCAUUGCCGACGAUGUUUGAAUGCAGAAAGUAAGGCUGCGAAGAAGAGGCUCGCGCAGCAAUCACUGGAAUCAUCGUUAGCAGGAUUGACUGUUUCAUCAUCCAUGGAUAAUAACAAAAAGGACAAUGAGGUUGUUAUCGCUGCAGAGGAAUUGUCACCAGAAUCAUUAUGGAUGUGUUUGAGUUGCUGUGAGAUCAAUUGUGGUAGGAUGAUUCAUAAGCAUGCAAUAACACACCAUAAUGAAAAAGACAAUAAACAUCCGUUGGCAAUCAAUUUAGGCACCAUGGACUGUUGGUGCUAUAGCUGUGAUAAUCAGAUUGUACCAAGUAAGAAUAAAAAUCAGGUCAUUCGGGAGUGUCAGGCUAUUCUCGAGGACGGACGUUUGAUCAGGCAGUCCAAAAUGAGAGCUGCUUCUGCAGCUGCUUCUGCAGCUGCUUCUGCAGCACCUUCAAAAAAGUCCAAAGGGUCUUCUGCCGCGGCUCCUGGUACACGAGGCACUAUCGCUGCACCCAUAUCCAAGGCUAAAGUGUAUACGCCUGGUUUGAAAAACCUUGGAAACACAUGCUUUUUCAACUCUGUUGCUCAGGUUUUGACAGAGUCAAAGUCCUUGAGGGCUAUUCUUUCCGAAAAUGAACAAGAGGCUUCUGUAUCCUCCAAAUCACCGGCUGCAGUUACAAACUUAGGAUUGGGUCCGCUAACGACCAGUUUCAAAGGAUUUUUGAAUACAAUGUGGAAACAACAAGGCGGAGUAGUUGCACCCAAUGAAUUGUUUAUGCAGAUUACAAGGAAAUGGAAAGUUUUCCGAGGCUUCCGGCAGCAAGACAGCCAGGAGUUAAUGCGCUAUCUAUUUGACGGUAUCAAGCAGGAGGAGCUUGACAUGAUCAAACGUCGGCUCGCAGAAGAAGGAGAGACUGGAAAUGAAAAGGUUAUGAAAGAAAACGAAAAAGUAAAUGGGGACAUCAAGGAAACAUAUAAUGGUGAGGCAAAGAAGAGCAAGAACCAAGAAGAAGAGAACCAAGCUGUUGAAGGGCCAUGUAAGUAUACUCCUUUUAUUGAGGGUUGCUUCUCAGGAGAACUCGUCAGUGUCAUUGUCUGCGAUGCGUGUAAGAAGUGUUCUUAUGCACCGGAGGACUUCUUCGAUCUCUCUCUACCUGUUCGCAACUUUUCACAAACAAAAUCACAAUCAUCAUCUUUGGAGUUUGGUUCGAACUUAAUGGCUCGCCUCCUUGCUCAAUCCAAACGGAAUGCAAUCACAGCAGGCUCAGAGAUCAAGACGACUGACUCCGGUGCUUCGGAUGGUGAGGAUCUCAUCCUGGAGAACAAGCCCUCGGAAGCACAUUUGCAGCAUGUCGAAAAGGUGCUCCGAACCAUUGGUCAAUUUGAUUCAGAAGCUCUUUCAGUUCAACGGUCAUUGAACCAGUUUACCAGCGUAGAUGUCUUGGAUGGCGAUAAUAAGUUUGCAUGCGAAAACUGCUAUAAAUUGAUCAAGGCUUCAGCAAACAAGGGAAAGAACGAUUGUAAGGAGCAGGAGCAGAAACAAGAGCAGAAUCAGGAGCAUGAAAAAAAUCAGGAGCAAGAACAGGGGGAGGAGCAGGAGCAGGAGCAGGAGCAGGAGCAGGAGCAGGAGCAGGAGCAGGAGCAGGAGCAGGAGCAGGCUGAAGAGAUAGUGAGUCUGGAGAUAACAGCGACGAAGCAGGGUACAGAGGAUACCAAGUCGGUUAAACAAAACCCAUCAGAAACGCUUCAAUCUGAUAAGCAACAGAACAGAUUAGAGGAAGAUCAGGCGGCGGAUUCAGGGACAGAAUUCAUGCCUAGAGAUGAUGACAACGAUGAUGACAACGAUGAUAGAGGAAUACAGACGGAUCGACUCGGCAACACAAUCCCUAAAAAGCCAUCCCAGGACAAAAGAACUGCUGAAAAAGAGAAGAUUAUACAAGAAGAACCCAAUUAUAUUUUCCGCAAGGCCUUCAAGCGAUAUUUAAUUUCAAAGUUGCCCCCAACGCUUAUUCUACACUUGAAGCGCUUUGAGCAGUCUGGACGGUUCGGCCAAAUGCGCAAGAUUGAUGAUCAUGUAGAAAUCCCUGUCACUUUGGAUAUGAGCCCUUACUUUAUGCCUGCGAGUGAAAUCGAGCAUGAAGAUGAGGAGGAUAACCAAAAUCCCAGCAAAUCUAACCAGUAUUAUUAUAAUGGUGAUUUGUCAAAGAGAUACAGGUUGUAUGGCGCCGUGGUACAUAUGGGUACACUAGGUGGUGGACAUUACAUUAAUUAUGUACUUUCGUCAAAAGUAGUUGUUCCCGAAGACACUAAGGCUACCGAAGUGGUGUCGUCAGGAAAGAGUCUGAAGAGUAAUAAUAGUAGGAUCAAUACAAAAGUCGACGGGCAGGAGUUACCGGAUGUUUCCUUAGCAAUGCUGACGGCACAGCAGGGAAAGAAGAGGAAAAAUACGAAGAAAUCUACUAUUCCUACAGGUGCCACAGGCAAUGUAUCGAUCCCACAAGACGAUGUUGCAACUUCGCAGGACAACAUUGUGGCUCCACAAGACAACGUUACGAUUCCACAAGACAACGUUACGAUUCCACAAGACAACGUUGAGACUCCACAAGACAACGUUGAGACUCCACAGGACAAUGUUGAGACUCCACAAGUCAAUAUUAUAGAGCAAAGCAAAAGUGAAAAGGAAGAGGAUGUUGUAGACACACGGCAAUGGAUUGCAUGCAGUGACACCAACGUUCGAAUGGCUAGUCUUCAAGAAGUCCUGGCAAGUCGCGCAUACUUGCUUUUCUAUGAGCGAUACUAGAGAGAAAAAUAGUAUAUAAUAGAAAAUGACCAGUU